CCUUCCAAGUUAAAUGCCAGUGUAAAUCAAGCAAGUAGUGAAAAUAGUUGACGUUCAAUGUUUGUUGUGUUCGCGUUACGUCCCUGUUCUGUCAAAAAAUUCGCGAAAAGUGGUGAAAAUAAUGCGUGAGUGUCGUGUGUGGUGCCCCAUGUAGGUUAAGUCAUCGUCGAACUACCCCUCAAAGAUAAGACGUCCACAAUGUUCAACUUUAUCAAGAAGGCGGGGACCGGCGUGACCUCGGAUAAGGACGAGAAAGAAAAACGGAAACGAGACAAAAAGGACCGGAAGGAUAAACAAAAAAGGGAACGUGCAAGCAUGUCCGCUGAAGAACUGUUAAGAUUGGAUGAGGUGCGACGCUCGUUGAAAAUCCGAGGACGACGUAAAGAAAAAGAGAAACUUCCUUCAGGAAUCACUGCCGAUUAUACAGCCGAUUUUUUAGCAAGUCUGGAUAGACAAGAUUCGCCGGCAUCACCCUCACAUAUGAAUCACCAUCUCCAGGAGGGCCACACCCAAUCCGACAGUAGUGAAACGAGUCUAAAUUCCCUAAACAACCCUCAAAAUAAUAAAGUGUUACCACCUCUACCUCCCAAACCCCCUAAAAGAGGCAUCCUUAAAACUCCUCGAGUGAGCGUCACCCAAGACAACGGCCAUGACAGUUUAGUUCGUAACACUAUCCAAAAUGAGCUAAUUACAUAUCAAAACGUCCCGAACGGUAUCAACGGUAAAAAUCUCGGUUCGGAACUCUUAGUGAUAACAUCGACUUCACCUAGUGCCGAUAGUUUAACCGAUACGACGAAUUCUUCAUUUGCCACUCCACCGUUUUCAUUGAGUCCUGUUGGUGAAUCGCAGGGUUUUCAUCGAUGGUCGCGUACGUCAAAUUUCGACGAUGUGGAAUUACCGUUACCGGGAAUUGUGCCGUUAACGUUACCGAAACCGCGAACGUUGACAAUACAAAGACAGAAACCGCCACGGAACGAUUUCGGAUUUUCAUUGCGUCGUGCAAUGGUGUUAGAACGUGUAGUGAACGGUAACGGUAACGGUGACGGAACGUUGUCAAUGAAAGCGGUGAUUUUUGCCGAACCGGGAGCAAUGGUGCAGCAUAAUAACGAGACAGGUUUGUUACCGGGGGAUAAAUUGUUGGAAGUGAAUGGUUUUCCAGUGGAGGAUAAGACAAGAGAGGAGAUUAUUGAUAAAAUUAAGGCGUCCGGGGAGAGUGUCACAUUAAAGGUCCAACCGGUGGCGGAACUGAGCGAGUUGAGCAGACGAUCGGGCCAUGACGGCGGCGAGGUCGUUCUAGAUGAUUCAAAUAUCCGUGGUGGUACAUUACGACGUUCCGGAAGUCGAAGAUUCAACAAAUCGACAACUGCCAAGUCUGAGGAACACCUCGAAAAAGAGAAGCAAUGGCUCGAUGCAGAAAAAGUCUGGUUGAUGCACAGAGGCGGUUUUACGGCCGCUAUGAAAGACACCGGAAAUGGCAACGAACCCGGAAAAAUCCAGGUGUGUCUGGAACACAGCAAGGAAAUUUUAACAGUCGAUGAAGACGAUAUCGAGAAAGCAAAUCCGCCACAAUUUGACCGUGCUGAAGAUUUGGCCGCGUUGAGGCACUUGAACGAAUCAAGCAUUUUACAUACUUUAAGACAACGAUACGCUACGAAUUUAAUCCAUACUUAUGCCGGCUGUGGCACCCUUUUAGUAAUCAACCCUAUGGCACCUUUGGCCAUAUAUUCCGAAAAAGUCGUAGCUUUAUUCAAAGGUUGUAAAUCGGAAGAUAUGCCUCCACAUAUCUACUCCAUGGCUCAGUCUUGUUACCACGGGAUGCUUUCAUCGCGUCGCGACCAAUCUCUAGUUUUUCUCGGCCGGUCCGGAUCUGGAAAAACCACAAAUUUCCGUCAUUGCAUCCAAUAUUUAGUCACAGCGGCCGGUUGUGUUAAUAAAAUUUUGACUGUUGAAAAACUAACAGCUUUAUGGACAGUCCUUGAAAGUUUCGGCAAUUGUCGCACUGUUAUGAAUACAAAUGCGACUCGUUUUACACAAAUUUUUAGUCUCGAUUUUGACCAAAGUGGUGUUAUAGCAUCUGCUAGUAUCCAAAUUCUUCUAUUGGAGAAGUCACGAAUUGCAAGAAAAGUCGAAGGAGAAACAACGUUUCAUAUUAUGCAACGGUUAUUGAGCGGUGUUGAAGGAGGCUUGAGAAAAGAGUUGUUUUUGGAGAAUUUAUCAGGGAAUGAGAACAAUGCCUUCGUGACACUAUUACAGAAACACGAGGAUAAGCAGAGGGCACAAGGGGAGUUUGUGAAAGUCUGUGCGGCGUUUAAUGUAUUGGGGAUUGGGGAAAAUGAACAGAGGAGUAUUUUUAGUGUCUUGGCGGCGAUUUAUCAUCUAGGGAGUGCGGGAGCUGUCAAAGCUGGUAGUUCAGGGAGUCGUUACCAAUUCGCCAGUCCCCAAGCUGCUCAACGUGCUGCCACCCUCCUUGGCACCACUGUCGAAGAACUCUCCCGUGUUAUUUUCGGGUUGUCUUCUGGCGGUAUGGUCACUCCCAAUACCCCACGUGCCCCAUUUCGCACCCCAUCGCCUAUUGAUAAGGGUCUAGAACGCGAAGCUGUCGGUUUUGAAGCAAUCGAAGGCAUGGCGAUGGGACUCUACGCUGAAGUUUUCAAUUGUAUUGCGUCUCUUAUCAAUCGUUCAAUUUCGGCAUCGUCUCAUACCGUUUCAAGUAUCCUUCUUGUUGAUACUCCGGGAUUUCAAAAUCCGGCCACUUGUGGACGACAAGCCGGAGCUAGUUUUGAGGAUUUAUGUCAUAAUUAUCUACAAGAGAGAUUACAACUUCUAUACCAUCAUACGAAUUUGGUAGCACCGAAAGAUCGUUACAUGCAGGAGAAUAUCGAGUGUGUGUAUGAUGAGAAUGAAAAUUUGAUAAAUCCAAUACCGUUGGUGAAUUUGAUGGAUAAAGCGGCACAAAACAGUGUGGUGAGGACAUCACAAACUGAUUUACAUGAAGGUGAUCGUCGUGGCCUUCUUUGGUUGCUUGACGAAGAAGCCAUUUAUCCAGGAUCGACUGAUGAUUCCUUCCUUGAACGUCUUUUCACACAUUAUGGCGAUCGUGACCACCAACUUCUCCUCCGGAAAGCGCCCGGAAACAAUCAAUUCAUUUUGCAACAUUUACAAGGAACAAAUCCGGUCCUAUACACCGCCAAAAAUUGGCUCAAACACAGCAGAGAGAAUCCGAUUGCAAAAACUGCCGUUACAGUAUUACAAGAGAGUUGCAAAGAGGACAUAAGUAAGUUAUUUGUGAGCGUUCGAGGAUUGGGAGCGACAAGCUUUAGCGGGUCUUUGGUUGGUAUCGAAGGCUCUCAAUCCUUGAGAAGGGCCUCCAGUAUUCGACGGACUUUUACAGCCGGUACAGCUGCAAUAAAACGCAAAAGUGUGUGUUUACAGACUAAAUUUACCGUCGAUGGUUUAAUUGAAACUUUGAGAAGGACGCGUCUACGAUUUGUUCAUUGUCUUCUACCUCAACACAAUGCCGGUUUUUGUGAAGCCUUGGCCGUUAAAACUAGCUUAGGUCAGCCGGAGGACGCCUUAAUGAAUAUUCCACUUUUGAGGUCGCAAAUACGUGGAGGUCAAAUUUUGGAUGCUGUACGUUUCUACAAGCAAGGUUUUCCGAAUUUUUUGCCUUUGAGUGAAUUCAGGCGACGGUUUCGUCUACUAGCCGGCGAUAGUAAAAUUUCCAGUCCGGUUCUGGAUGAGAGGAAAGCCGUUGAAGAUAUGUUAUUGGCUGUGGAUUUGGAAUUGUCAAGUUACAGGGUUGGAUUAAGUCAGAUUUUCUUCCGGAAUGGAGUUCUUUCGCAAUUGGAGUCUCAAAGGGAUGAACGUCUUGCCGGUAUGGUGGUUAAUCUGCAAGCUCAUUGUCGAGGAUAUUUGGCGAGGAGGAGGUUAACACAAAGAAAAUUACAAGAUUUGGCCGUGCGAUGUAUCCAGAGAAAUGUGAGGAAGUUCCUGUUGGUGAGGGAUUGGCCAUGGUGGAGGUUGUUGGUGAGGGUGACACCCUUACUCAAUGUGCACAGAACAGAAGAGGAAUUGAGGAUAAAAACGGACGAAUUAGAAGCCCUUAAAUCAAAAUUGGAAAAACUCGAGACUGAAAGAACGACAUUAAAACACGAAAACAACAAACUGGAAGCCAAGCUGAGCGAGAUGACGGCCGAUUUAGCCGAAGAACACUCGACGUCGACGUUGGCCACGGAGCGUCUCGACGCUGAGACGUCAGAACGUAUCCGUCUCGAACGUGAACUUUCCGAAGUCCAACACAAGAACAAAGAACUUCAACAGUCGUCGGAACGUUUAGAAAUGGAACUUUUAUACGCCCGAAGUGACUUGAAUGGCAUCUCUGAAGAAGAUGAAGAUGGCGAUGUUGAUGGUGGUGUCUACAAACAACGCUAUGAAAGAGCAAUCCGCGAAUUGGAGUUUACGAAACGUAGACUACAACAACAACACGAAGACGACUUGGAACAACUUGUGGGGUUGAAAAAACAACUCGAAAAGAAGUUGACGGAUGCGUAUGAAGAAGUUGAAGAACAGAGACAAGUCGUGGGACAGUGGAAGAGAAAAGUACAGAAAUUGAAUGGAGAAAUGAACGAUUUGAGAUUAUUAUUAGAGGAACAAAAUGCGAGGAAUAAUUUAUUGGAGAAGAAACAAAGAAAAUUUGAUUCGGAAACACAACAAUUGCAAGAAGAAUUGAAGAAGGAAAGACAGGCGAAAGAGCGACUCGCAAGAGAGAAAGAAGUUAUCAUGGCGGAGAAAUACGCCAUUGAAAGUAGCCUAGCGGACACCCGUCUUGAGUUGGAACUUAAAGAUGAGAAAUUGAAUUCCCUCCAGCGUGAAUUGGACGAAAUCACUUGUAGUGGUAAGACGGAAGAAGAGGUGACUCAACUCCGACGCCAAAAAAUCGAAUGUGAGCGUCGUCUUCAAGACCAAGAAGAAGAACUUGAUGAAUUAGCCGGUCAAGUGCAGCUUUUAGAACAAGCAAAAUUACGUCUGGAAAUGUCAUUGGAAUCGAUGCGAAAAGAAUCAAAGAAAGAAGCACAAAUGCGUGAUGAAGAACUGGAAGAAGUUCGUUGUAACGCUCAGAAGAAAGUCAAAGCAUUGGAAGCACAUUUAGAAAACGAACACGAAGAAAGAACACAACUGUUGCGAGAAAAACACGAAUUGGAACGAAGACUAGCGGCGGCUGCCGAAUCGGAACGUAAUGAUCGGGCCGGUGAUGAGGCACUUCUUCACAGAUUGAAAAGGGAUUUGAAGAGGACAAAAGUAUUGUUGAGGGACACUCAAACGCAAUUGGAACGACAAAAAGCCGAUAAUCCGGGAAAAGCAAUGAUAAGACAAUUGAAAAACCAACUUGAAGAUUUGGAAUGUGCAAGGGCAUUGGCUGUUAAAACAAAACAAAGUCUUGAAGCAGAUUUAUCUGAAACUCAAGCCUCUUUAGAGGAAGCAAACCGAAUGAGGCAUGAAGCUGAACAAAAAGUCGUUGUUUUGACGCGAGAAAAGAGCGAUCUUCAAAGUCAAAUCGAAGAAAAUGAGGAGGAAUUAGCUGAAGUACUUAAGAAAUACAAAGCGGCUGUGCAACAAAUGUCACUUGAUCAGAUUGCGUUGCAAGAACAAGUGUCAUUAGUGUCGGAAUUGGAAGUUGAACGUAACCAUUUGAAAGAACAGUUGGCAGAACUGACAACUAAAUUAGAGUCGGUUGAAAGUAUGGGUGAUGCGUCGUCGAAUCUUCUUGUUAAAAGAACUGAACUUAAGGUAAAAGAAUUGGAGUCGAAACUGGAACUUGAGCAAACCACCAGAGGUCGUCUCGAAGUCCAAAUAACCCGUCUGAAAGAGGCCGUCGAUAAACUCCAAUCGGAAUUGGCAACAGCUCGAGUCCGUGAGCAACAAAGCCAAGACCAGAUUAGAAAAUUGCAACGAAAUUUACGCGAAGUGAAAGAAGCACUUAAUGAAAGUCUAGUAAAAGAAUCGGAAGUGAUACAAAAGAAGAAAGAAUUGGAGAAGAGAUACGAAGCAUUAGAGGCUGAAACGUCAACGGCGAGAACAGACUUGAAGUUGGCAUUGAAACGUAUUGAAGACUUGCAAGCGGCCAUUCAAGGGGAGCUUGAUAAUAGCACGUCGGAUAAUUCAGACAGCGAGCAAGAUACGUAUAGUUCGGACGAGUCUGUGAGCACUUUCUUGGCCAAUAACAAGUCGUUGAAUGAUUUUAAAUCGACGAGCAGUCGUUCGAGUACUGUGGGAAAAGACUCGUCGUAUGCCUGAGUGGCGGCGAAUGUCUGUCGAACGAUCUCAAUGACGUUCUGCAGACAAGAGGAUGAUGAAGUCGCUUCUGAUUAUGUUUGAUCAGAAAAUGUUUAUUUUUUAUUGUGAUAUAAGACUGAGAUGAUUUCGAGUUUUUAUACAACUGUAAUCGUACUUAAAACGCUCUCAAGAUUUAUUAGUAAUCAAAAGAAAGAAAUGUUGACGCAAUCAAACUCCUUAGAAGGGGCCAGGUUUAUUAAUAAUAGUUUAUUCAAUUGUUUUUGUUUUAUCAGUUGUAAUUAUUUGUGUAUAGACGAUUUUUAUUGAAGAAACAAAAAUCGUUGAUAUAUUCUUUAUAGACAUGUACUGUAUAUACGCUUCCCACACUGACACAAUGUUUAUAGUAAUCGGUCAAUGUAUUAUAGCAGUUGAAACGUAAUAAGUGUUAGGUUUUAAAUUUUUUAAGUCUCUUCUGUACCUAGACAUUUUACCAUAUUCUGUAUUAUAAUUUCAAUGUUGUGGAAAUAUAUUGUUUAAAAAUA
Messenger RNA from Tribolium madens (black flour beetle), 6815 nucleotides. It is a transcript of the gene Mhcl, whose product is annotated as unconventional myosin-XVIIIa. Gene Ontology annotation, cellular component: myosin complex. The record is from RefSeq and is a predicted model, not a curated record. Bases 199 to 6294 code for a protein of 2031 amino acids. The transcript is spliced from 14 exons. NCBI's taxonomy places the organism in Eukaryota, Metazoa, Arthropoda, Insecta, Coleoptera, Tenebrionidae. Gene Ontology annotation, molecular function: cytoskeletal motor activity; protein binding; ATP binding.